CGAAAGUGUGGUUGUGACGCUCUAGAACCGCGCGCGUGCUUUUCCGACUUUUCUCUCGCUUUCGUCCCCCUUCUGCGAGAUUUUCCGGUGCAAUGGGAAAGAAAAACUCAAAACUAAAGCAGGAUACCAUCGACAGGUUGACUACGGCGACUUACUUCACAGAAAAGGAAAUACGACAAUGGCACAAAGGCUUCCUGAAGGACUGUCCCAACGGCCUUCUCACGGAACAGGGCUUCAUUAAAAUCUAUAAACAAUUUUUUCCACAAGGGGAUCCAUCCAAAUUUGCCUCACUAGUUUUUAGGGUAUUCGACGAAAAUAACGAUGGUUCCAUAGAAUUCGAAGAGUUUAUUAGAGCUCUUUCUGUAACGUCUAGAGGCAAUCUUGAUGAAAAAUUGCAUUGGGCGUUCAGGCUGUAUGACGUAGACAACGACGGUUUUAUCACCAGGGAGGAAAUGUAUAAUAUAGUUGAUGCUAUAUAUCAGAUGGUGGGUCAGCAGCCAUCAGAAGAUGAAAAUACACCGCAGAAACGAGUAGAUAAAAUAUUCGACCAGAUGGAUAGAAACCACGACGAUCGAUUAACCCUUGAAGAAUUCAGAGAGGGUAGCAAGGCAGAUCCCAGAAUAGUCCAGGCCCUCACUUUGGGGGGCGAAUAGCAUAAAGAAGAAAGGUCAGCGUCAACUGACCAAGUGUGACCUCAGAAAGUAUCGCCGCCAUAUUGAAUAUUCAUGUCCGAAAACUGUUGAGAAAGCUACGCAGGAAAGAUCGAGGGGUUGUUAAUUAUUUAAGAAGUUAAAAUUAUUUUUAUAUCGAUGUCAUAAAUUUAGGAUACAAAGUAUUUAUUAGAGUUGGGGUUUAGUUAGGCAGGGUAUCCCGGAAAAUAGUGCGUUCCUUAGAGGUACGUGCUGAAUGCACCAUUUAACAAAAAAGUCUUGGAAUAUUUUUUUGUAAAGUCAACAGUUUUCAAAAAAACAUUAAUUUUAAUCCGUUUGUUUAUUGUCCACAGAGAAGCAAAAACAGCCGGCAAAGUUGUACUCCUUCUUAUACUGCGUUAAAAUUACUGUGACUCAACUAUCAUGAAUCAGCGGUCGUAAGGCAUAGUAUUAUCAGGGGCGUGCGGUUCAUGGAAGCAAGGGAAGACGUGCGGUACCAACUGAGUAACUGAGAUUAUUUAAAAAAAAUUCAACAAACACAUAAGCAGGAUUUUAAGUUGCAUACGAGAAUAUUUAAUUAUGAAUACAAGCAGUAAGUAAUAAGAAAAGGCAAACAUAUUUUACUCUAUUUUUGUCAUACAGUAAAUAAGAAAGCAAUGAAAUACUCGUAAGCAGCGCUGCAUGCUGCAUAUUAUUUAGCUUUUGUUUCGUACACGGAUCCAUAUGCCAUGAUCGUAUUUCUACGUUGGUAUUCGGAGUCAUGUCGGCAGAUAAUCUGAUUUCAAAUUUGCUUCUCCUCAGCCUAUGUAAAAAUCACCGAGGUUAAACGCAGAGUGGCGAGUUCAAAUUUCGGGCAUAUCUAUCGGCUUAUAAGCAAUUUUGUCAACUGCAUACAAGGAGCUGUUUUUGUGAAUUUAAAUGGGAUUUACCAGCAUUUGACAAUGACGGGCUUCGUUGACUGAUCUUGUGGAAUUAUGAAGAUUGAUUUUAUUUAAUUAUUUAUAUAAAUAAAUAUAAUAUAGAAUUAUUUAUAUUAUAAAUACUAAAUAUUUAUAUAAAUAUAUUAUAAAUAUAAUAUAUAUAUAUUAGGGUUUUGGAGAAUGGCGAAAAUGUGAAA
Molecule: messenger RNA, 1767 nt
Organism: Diabrotica virgifera virgifera (western corn rootworm)
Lineage: Eukaryota; Metazoa; Arthropoda; Insecta; Coleoptera; Chrysomelidae
Product: frequenin-1
Exons: 8
Coding region: 93-653 (186 amino acids)
Molecular function (GO): calcium ion binding; calcium sensitive guanylate cyclase activator activity
Source: RefSeq, a predicted model, not a curated record